Messenger RNA from Nicotiana attenuata, 1342 nucleotides. RefSeq lists its product as uncharacterized. Bases 287 to 1189 code for a protein of 300 amino acids. The record is from RefSeq and is a predicted model, not a curated record. The transcript has 8 exons. Lineage: Eukaryota; Viridiplantae; Streptophyta; Magnoliopsida; Solanales; Solanaceae.
GAUGACGCGGAGUCGGAGCCUCGUGGUUGGGUUGUUGAUGUUAUAGAUAUGUAGCCUUUAGAUUGAAAGAAGAAUUGAUUGUGGAAUAGAUGAACUUCAAGUGAUAAAAUCUAUUAGGUUGAAGGUUCACGAUGUCCAUAACUUGGAGAAUGGAUCGCGCAUAAUUGUUGAAUGUGAUGAGUUUGCUCAACCUAUUGGAAAAUCAGCCGGCAUUCUUGCAGGAUUUUUGGGGGAGCUUGCUACAAAUCCUCGCUACUUUCCAAUUGGCUUUGAGAGUUGGGCAUUAAUGCCUAAACCUUUUGUGCACCGUGCUGUUAAUGAUUUCGUAUUGCCUCGGUUUUUCUUUAGGAGUGAUCAGCAAAAGGUAAAAGGUUGGAUUAACAAUUCGCUUAACAAAAAGUGGAAGGAAUUCAGGCUUAAACUAUGGCAUGAGGCCGAGGAUCCAUUAUUGAGCAAAGAAGAUAUCAUUAAAAAUGCUCCAGAAGGCAUUCCCAUGGACCAAGGGGCAUUGUAUGUUAACUAUCUGUUCAAAGAGAAAACAAAGGCGCUUUGCUUGAGAAAUCAACGGAUUCGAGGACAACAAACACUUCCUCAUACUAGUGGUGCUAUGAGUCUGGCUAGAAGAAGGGAUUUGAUGAAGAAAAUGGGGAAAGAAGUUGAUCGAGGCAAAGUGUGGACUGAGACUCAUAAGAGGAAAGAUGGGAGUUAUGUGAAUGAUCAAGCUAGGGAUAUUGGGGAAAGAAUUGAAGAAAUUCGAAGACAAAGGCCAGAAAAUCUGGCAGAAAUUUCACCGAAUGAUGCGCUUGGUGUAGUCUUCGGUCCCGAGCACCCUGGCCGUGUUCGAGGCUUAGGCAUGGGUGCAGUUCCAACUGUAGUAUUCAAGCAAACAUCACGCCGAGGUGGUUGUUCUUAUAUGGGCUCAUCUAGCGCUAGUGCUCCACCUCCACAAUGGGUGCAAGUGAUGGCAAACAUGAGAUCACAAUUGAAUGCGCUAACUAGCUUAUUUCAAAUGACAAUUGGAAAUAUCCCCGAGGAGUUUGCUCACUUAUUUCCGACUCCUGCACAGAGGGAGUAUGAGAAAAGCCGCUGGAAGUUAUUAUCAGGGGAAAUGAUAUUCUCAGGAGAUGGCGUUCCGUCACCAACUAGGCCAAGAAGAUCCUUUGACAAAAGCGGAGAAAAUGACAGUUAGUAAUCAUUGUUAGGAUGAACUAUGUUUUUCUUGUGUUGUAAUUGUUAGGAUGAACUAUGUUUUUCUUGUGUUGUAAUUGGUGAAUAACUCUCACCAACUUAAACUUGAAUCUUGGAUGAUAUGGGAUUUUGGGGUACCUAUGUUUUAAUAUGA